This is a messenger RNA of Arabidopsis arenosa, 1680 nucleotides long. The record is from the annotation of a GenBank genome assembly. NCBI's taxonomy places the organism in Eukaryota, Viridiplantae, Streptophyta, Magnoliopsida, Brassicales, Brassicaceae.
UUUGUGCUUCAUUCUUCAGAAAGAAACCUGCAACCUUACCUUGAGAAGCAAGAGAACAGAGCAAUGGAGAAAAGAGAAGAUCUUGAGACAAUUUUACCCUACUUGCCGUUAAAGAUUCAAGAUUCGUCUCUGUCUUGGCCAUCACCACACUUGGUGGAGAUCUUAGAAGCUAUGACGAAAGGACCGAGUCAAAGCGGAGUUGUUUCGGGACAAAGUCUCUAUGAUUCCAUCUCUGACAUGAGACAAGCUCUCUCUUUGACUUCUUAUCUUUCUUCUUCAGCACUUCAAGGCUAUGCUCUCUUCUUCGACGAGAGAAUGUCGAAAGAAGAAUCAAGCAGAUGGUUUAACGAGGUUUUACCUGAAAUGGCUUGUCUUCUUCUGAGAUUCCCAUCUCUAUUGGAACUACACUAUCUAAAUUCAGACAAUCUCAUCAAUGGAACCAAAACCGGUCUUCGUGUCUUAGGCCCCAACAAAGCCGGUAUUGUGUUCCUCAGCCAGGAGCCUAAUCAACACGGGACAAAACGAGCAUCAAGAGAACAAGAUAAAAACAAGGUUCUUCUAGUCUUUAGCUUUUGGAGAAAAUCUACUGUCAGUCUCUGCCCUGUUGAGGUUCAUACUUCUGGUUUGAUCGAGGAUCAAAGCGUUGAAGCUCUUGAAGUUGACUUUGCCAACAAGAACUUAGGAGGUGGCGCUCUUCGCAAGGGAUGUGUCCAGGAAGAGAUUAGAUUUAUGAUCAAUCCAGAAUUGAUCGUUGGUAUGCUCUUCUUACCAACCAUGGAAGUCACUGAAGCCAUUGAAGUUGUUGGUGCAGAAAGAUUCUCUCAUUACACAGGAUAUUCAUCUUCAUUUCGGUUUUCCGGUGACUACAUUGAUACAAAGGAAACAGAUGUUUUCGGAAGGCGAAAAACGAGAAUCGUAGCCAUAGAUGCUCUGCGUCAUCCAGGAGUCUCCCAAUACAAACUUGAAUCCCUCCUCAGGGAGGCCAAUAAGGCUCUAUGUGGUUUUCUUCACGUUUGCAAGAAUCAGAGCAACGCGCAGUGCAUAUAUCAUGAAGAUGGAGUCGGUGUUGCUACAGGGAACUGGGGAUGCGGUGCUUAUGGUGGAGAUCCUGAGCUCAAGUCUCUUCUUCAGUGGCUUGCUGUUUCACAGGCAAAAAGACCUUUAAUGUCCUACUACACUUUUGGAUUUGAAGCACUCCAAAACCUAAAUCAGGUAACGGAACUAGUUGUAUCCAAAGGAUGGACUGUGGGAGAUCUAUGGAAGAAGCUGGUCAAGUAUUCGAACCAAAGAAAGCAAACAAUCUACCAAAAGAUAAUGACAAUCAAAUACAAAUUUGGUGCCGGAGCUGAAGUUGGUGCAGAAAUAGGAGAUGGAGGUGGAACCAGAUAUCCCGGCAUAUAUGGAGACAAAUGGGUUCCUCCUGCUUCUCCUUCCCCUCGGAAUGUCAACAAAUAUCCUCUGAUCACUCUCUGCGUCCAUCUUUGCGUACACUCGGGGAAAUUUAUAUUGCUUUCUCCGCAAGAACGGAUAACGAUGAGCCGAUUGGUAGAUAUUGUAGGGUGAAUGAUAAAAGAGGAAGUUUGCUACUUAUAUAGAUUUUAAUUUCUUUUAACUCUUUUUCCUACUCCACUCCUUUGUCUUUAUUUCCUUUUUUCACAAAAAUAAAUUAAUCCCUAUUUU